Messenger RNA from Racocetra fulgida, 259 nucleotides. NCBI's taxonomy places the organism in Eukaryota, Fungi, Glomeromycota, Glomeromycetes, Diversisporales, Gigasporaceae. The record is from the annotation of a GenBank genome assembly.
UCUAACGAACAGGUUAUUGCAGAGUUACAGUGGACUGCUAAAAUAAUAAAAAAUGUAACUGGUGUCACACCUCUAUAUAUGCGUCCACCAUUCGGUGAUUAUGAUGAUCGUAUACGGAGUAUAUGUACACAACUUGGAUAUAAAGUUGUAAUUUGGGAUAAAGAUACAAAUGAUUGGCUUUCAGCUGAUGACCGAACUUUUCAAAUGUCAUGGGUUGAAGGUAAUUUUACCCAAUGGGUAGGCGAGAAGAGUACUACUG